AUGUUUCCUUUACAACUAGCAACUCGUUUCCUGCAACAACAAACCUGUGAUGCAAGAGCCUUUUGUGGUCGCACUGGCUCAGAUUUUGCAAAUGUGUGCCCUCGGAUUCACCAUGAUAGUGAUGCUAUUGACUACAUAGUAUACAAAUUAGGAGCACUGAAAGAAAACUUGGAAUUUUUCAAGAUAUUCUUAUCCCACAGUGAGAAAGAUAUACUCUUUCAUGCUGAGGAAAUCGAUUCUGCUCCGAACCCAUUAGGCAGUAGCUGGGCUGUUCCUGUUGCACUCCACGACUGUCAAGUGAGGUUGUUGGUUGUUGGUUGCGCUGCGGACACUAGCUUAAACCAAGAUCCUUCUCACAUUUCUUCUUCACAAGCUCACACAGCAUCCACUUCUAGCUUCUCAUUGUGA
Messenger RNA from Sphenostylis stenocarpa, 408 nucleotides. The record is from the annotation of a GenBank genome assembly. Lineage: Eukaryota; Viridiplantae; Streptophyta; Magnoliopsida; Fabales; Fabaceae.